AGUAGAAUCUAAUGCCACAAUUAAAAACCGUUCUUUUUUUGUUUAGUAUAAAAGUUCGUCGCAUUCUGCUGAAGAAAUCAGAAACAAUAGAAAUAUCGUUCAGUCAAUACAAUACUCCGAUUUUGUUUUGAAUCCUUUCAAGUAAACAUGAAGUUCGUUUGUGCUGUCGUCUUGUUGGCCCUUGCUGUCGGUGUCCAAUCAUCCUUGUUGUUGGGCGGUACCCAUGAUGCUUCUGCCUGGGGUCAUGGAGCUUGGGGUGGUCACGGAGCUUGGGGUGGUCACGGAGCUUGGGGUGGACCAUGGGCUGGUCAUGGAGCCUGGGGUGGACCCUGGGCUGCUCAUGGUGCUUGGGCUGGACCUUAUGCCGCUCACGCCGCUGUCGAUGUUAGUGGAGCCUGGGGUCAUGGCUAUGGCGCUUGGGGUGGUUAUCCCGGUAUUUCUCUGAGCCAAGGACCUGGUUUGGCUCAUGGUGCUCAUGGACCUGGUGUUUAUGUUGCCAAGACUCGUGGUGCUGUCCACACAGCUCCCUUGGCUGGUCACCUUAACUCUGCCACUUCUGUGAAUGUGGCUCCUGCUCCUGGUACUCAUUAAAUUUGUGAAAAUCGCCAUGGAACCUAAUGAAUAUCUGACAUCCAACUAGUUCAACAUUUUCAUCAUGCUAUGUAUAUUAUGAAAGGAAUUUUGUCAUCCAAAUAUCCUUCACAACAGCAAAUAUCCAAAAUAAAUUAGCACACACACUCAGUCCCCAUAUUUCCCCAAAAAACCAUUUUGAGCCUAAAAUAAAACCGAUUGUUUCCUUUAACAGCAAAAAGUAAAAAAUAUAUC
This is a messenger RNA of Musca domestica (house fly), 825 nucleotides long. Its product is annotated as adult cuticle protein 1-like. Lineage: Eukaryota; Metazoa; Arthropoda; Insecta; Diptera; Muscidae. The record is from RefSeq and is a predicted model, not a curated record. The transcript is spliced from 2 exons. The coding region runs from base 148 to 591 and encodes 147 amino acids.